AUGGCUAAAGAUUCGAAGGAAGUUAACGGCGCCGAUGAUGCUAAGGAUCUUCACUCGCUUCUCUCUUCUCCAGCGAGAGACUUCCUCAUUCGUAAUGACGGUGAACAAGUUAAGAUUGAGAGCUUGAAAGGGAAGAAGAUUGGAUUGUAUUUUUCCGCUUCAUGGUGCGGUCCAUGUCAUAUGUUCACUAAGCAUUUGUUGGAAGCCUACAACGAACUAUCUCCGAAAGCUUGUUUCGAGGUUGUCUUCCUGUCGUGCGACAAGGAUGAAGAGUCUUUUGUAGACUAUUUCGCUAAGAUGCCGUGGCUUGCUGUCCCUUUCACUACUGAUCCGGAAACACGUGACGGGUUGUAUGAUAUUUUUAAGGUUAAGUCAAUUCCAAACCUAGUGAUUCUUGAUGAUCACGGUGAAGUUGUGAAUGAGAAAGGGUGCGAUGUGGUUCGAGACUAUGGAGCUGAUGCUUAUCCUUUCACACCAAAGAGAGUGAAGGAGAUAAAAAAGGAACAAGACAGAGUUUGGAGACAACGGAUAAAAGAGGCACAAGAGAGAGCUAAAAGAGAACGGACUUUAGAUUCUGAUGAAGUUACAAUGCCAGAACCGAAGAGAAGAAUGUCAAACCGAACCAGAAUCGCGAACCGGAGGUAUGUGCAGUAA
Messenger RNA from Microthlaspi erraticum, 654 nucleotides. The record is from the annotation of a GenBank genome assembly. Lineage: Eukaryota; Viridiplantae; Streptophyta; Magnoliopsida; Brassicales; Brassicaceae.